Daldinia caldariorum is the source of this 1074-nucleotide messenger RNA. Its product is annotated as glycoside hydrolase family 18 protein. NCBI's taxonomy places the organism in Eukaryota, Fungi, Ascomycota, Sordariomycetes, Xylariales, Hypoxylaceae. Gene Ontology annotation, biological process: chitin catabolic process; carbohydrate metabolic process. The coding region runs from base 1 to 1074 and encodes 357 amino acids. The transcript is spliced from 4 exons. Gene Ontology annotation, cellular component: extracellular region. Gene Ontology annotation, molecular function: chitin binding; chitinase activity. The record is from RefSeq and is a predicted model, not a curated record.
AUGAGUUCUCCACCGUCUCGGCGGCGGAAGUCUGUGAGCGCGUCGAAUGUUAUGCUCACAAAUGCUGUCUAUUUCCCAAACUACAAGAUCUACAGCGGCGCCUCGCCGGGGAUGAUGAACUACAGUUGCAUCAACCACGUGUACUACGCUUUCGCUAAUGUGGCGGCGGACGGUUCCGUAUUUCUGAGCGAUGAGUGGGCAGAUACCGAAGCACCUUGCGACGGCGUCCAAGGCGGGCUCGGAUCCUUGAUGCACCUGAAGCAGAAGCAUCCGCAUCUGCAGGUCACUAUUUCGAUCGGCGGCGGAAACUCAAGCGAGACCUUCCGAAUCGUCGCCUCGGACGUUUUACUACGAGAUAACUUUGCGCGAUCAGCGAGAGGUUUAGUGGAGGCCUCCGGUAUGGAUGGUAUUGAUAUAAACUGGGAGUAUCCUAUGAACCCCCAGCAGGGAGCAGACUUCCUUGCGCUCCUGGCUGCCAUACGGGUCCAUCUUCCGGAGGAACAGUUUUUUGUCACGGCGGCUCUCCCUGCUAGUCGCACGGUUCUGCAUAACAUCGACAUUGCGAAAGCUGCGUACUAUCUCGACUACAUAAACCUGACGGCGUAUGAUUUCUGCGGCCCGUGGUCGCAGCGAAGCGGACACCAGGCGCAACUGUACUCUAUGAGCAAGGACGAGACGUCGGCAUCCUCCGGCGUUUCGUACCUCGUGGGCCACGGCUGUCCCACUAGAAAGAUUCUGCUGGGUAUUCCCCUUUACGGACGGAGCUUUCUUGGGGUUAGCGGCCCAGGACAUCGAAACAAGGGAGCAGGAGGUGAAGACGGGAUAUUCGAAUACAAUACGCUGCCGAGAAGACACGCUAAAGAGGCCGUGGACAAGCGGAUAGGGGCCGCGAGUUGCGUCGGAGGGGAUGGAGGAUUUGUCACCUACGAUAACCCGGAUACCGUGAAGAUGAAAGCGGCAUACUGUAAACAGAAAGGACUCGGGGGUCUGUUCUACUGGUCUGGGCCUGGCGACUCCCGAGAAAAAUCCCGAAGCUUGAUUGCGGCCGGAUUCCGAGCGUUGCACAGUUCAUAA